Molecule: messenger RNA, 2286 nt
Organism: Saprolegnia parasitica CBS 223.65
Lineage: Eukaryota; Oomycota; Saprolegniomycetes; Saprolegniales; Saprolegniaceae
Exons: 4
Coding region: 1-2286 (761 amino acids)
Biological process (GO): lipid metabolic process
Source: RefSeq, a predicted model, not a curated record
AUGUCGCUCGAGCGAGCGCAGGAGGAGGACAUCAAGCAGCUCGAGAUGCGGCUCUUGACCACCGAGCAGGACGCGUGGGCGUGGUACCGCGUCAUCUGCCAGUUCCGCUUCUCGUACCUCUCGUUUCUUGUGCUCAUGGUCAUCGUCAUGUUCUCCUUCUCGGUGCUCAUGGAGGUCUUCUUCUCGGUCUUCUUGCCGUCGGCGCAGGCCGCGCCCGGCUUCAUCUUGCGCUCGCUCUUCAUGCUCGGCGCACUCCCGAUCCUCAUCAUCCUCCUCUCGUACGUCUUUGAGGAGUCGACGCGUCUCUUCCGCGACGCGCUCGACAGCAGCGAGGGCAGCUUGCCCAACUUUCGCCUCUCGCUGGCCGUCGUCAUCCACUACAUUCGCCACUACAGAGAGAUGCCCCUCGACGACGUGCCGCGCCACAUCACAUACGACCCGUACUCGGAGGACAAGCCGCUCGUCGACGACACGAUCAAGGAGAAGGAGCAGAAGGAGCUCGUGCACCGCCACAUGCGCCCGCUCCGCCGCUGGCAGCUCGCGAUCCGCAGCGUGAUUCGCGCCAACCGCGCGGCCGUUGUCUUUGGCACGACGCAGUACAACGGCCCGCCGAUCGACUACUCGACCUUUGUCCUCGUGGAUUUCAUUUGCCCGAUCUUGUUUGAGCUCGUGACCGCCGUCGCCGCACUCCUCGUGCUCUUCGACACGUUUAGCAUCAGCGACGCGUUUUACCGCUACCUGCGCGUCGGCUUUUACACGAUGGGCUUUUACCUCGCGCUCUGGAUGGUGUGCCAUUACUGGAGCAGCCGCAAUGCUCGCAUGCGUGAGCUCGUCGCCAACUACCACCGCACACGCCGCGAGCUCGAGAAGAAGAUCCAGGCCAUCGUGCACGAAGAAACCUUCAAGAGCUUUUGGCUGCUCGACCUCGGCUUCCGCUUCGUGCUGAGCUUCCGCAACCUCGUCGACCGUGCGACGGCGUGCAUUGCGCCGGCCUGGUCGUGCUGCAAGUCCAAGCGUGACGACUAUGUUGAAAUCGACGCGGCCGCCGUCACGCCGGUCGCGGGCGACGAGGCCAAUACGCUCAGCGGCAAGGCACUGGCGCUUCGCGAACGCGUCAUGCACCCGUGGCGCAAGCUGACGCUCGACCAGCGCCUCCUCGUGCUCAUCCCGUGCUUGAUUCUGUCGGCGUACCUCUCGCUCGCCGUCUUCUUCCUCGGGUGGCCCAUCAUGGGCUUCUUCCUCGUCGUUGGUACCUCGACCAUCCAGCGCCGCUGGCCGCAGAUUUUCGGAAACGCGUUCCGCCACUUUGUCAUUUCGUUCGUGCUCGUCUCGUUCGUCUUCUUCUCGAUGGCGUUCGUCGUCGGCACCUUCGUGACGGGCGGCGACUUCCACGUCGAGCCGCCGCACGCCAACGUGGUGCAGUACACGCCGCUGAAGCACUGGGGCGACAUCCCGCGGUACCCGAUCUGCGACCUCCAGAAGAGCGGGCUCAACAUCAUCGACUUCAUCUUGAUCGCGGAUGCUGCGUACGGCUCCAACACGUCGCUGCAGAUCGACAUGCUGCACAAGCGCUUCGACAACACGGCGCUCAAGAACUGGAACUUUACCGACUUUUCCGACAAGAAUUCGGACCACCAGUGCUGGUUCCAGGUCGACUUUCUCGAUGUGAACGCGACGGUGGUCGCAAUUCGCGGCACGGCGUCGGCCGCCGAUGCGCUCGAGGACAUGCACUACUGGUUCGGCAUCACGAUCAUGCAGUUUGCCAACGUCUUCAUCCCGUUCUUGAACCAGCUGCCGCUCGACUUCGUCGUCCAGCUCCUGUCGAUGAACAUGCUCGAGCGGUUCACGCCCGAGCCGGUCUACAUGCCCGUGCUGCGCAAGGUCCAGGCGCUCAAGGCAUCGGGCAAGAACGUCAUCCUCACGGGCCACUCGCUCGGCGGUGCGAUGGCCGCCAUGGUUGGCGCAGCCACCAAGUCGCCGGCGAUUUCCUUCUCGGGCCCGGGUCUCGUCUUUAGCCGCGGUCGCUUCCACAUCAACGAAGAGGACGUCCGCGACUACGUCGUGACCAUCAAGCCCCAGAACGACAUCGUGCCCCGCGUCGACGUCCUUGGCGGCCUCGUCCAGGACAUUGAGUGCCGCAAGAACAACCCGCUCUUCUGCCACGGCUCGUCGACCCAUGCGUGCGAGCUCUACAUGACGUGUGGUGACAAGCGCGGGCGCGACUGGUCCCAGGCCAAGCAGUGCAUCCCGUACGUGCAGAACCCGUCCGGCCGUACCGACUUGUAG